This is a messenger RNA of Uranotaenia lowii, 4335 nucleotides long. RefSeq lists its product as uncharacterized. The transcript is spliced from 6 exons. The coding region runs from base 2322 to 3359 and encodes 345 amino acids. Gene Ontology annotation, molecular function: dioxygenase activity. Lineage: Eukaryota; Metazoa; Arthropoda; Insecta; Diptera; Culicidae. The record is from RefSeq and is a predicted model, not a curated record.
UGGAAAAAAUAUAAAAUCAAUCAUUCGUGUAAUGGUAAAAAGUAUUGGAUUUUCUUUUAGUGCGAAAACACUAGAAUUCCCAAUAAACCUUAUAGCCAGAUUUUGUUCAGUGCAAGUGGAUGCCGUAAAUUUAAACAAGCUACAAGGGCACAAGUGCAGUAUAAAUUCCCUCCAGUCGUCCCCUUCGAGCCUCCGGACUUCGUUAAGAUCUUCAUUGACGACAAACGAAUUCAGUUUUGUGGGACGGUUUGAGUCGGUUUCUAUUGCGAAAAAAACCAUAACGACAAUUUGCAGGUGCUUAGUAAAUUGGAGCCGGACAUGCAAACCAACCCUCGCCAUCCGGAUCAGAUAGCGGCACAAUCGGCUUGGGUUUUGAUAAAAAUAAUCCACCCAAACCCUCCGCUCCAGAGCUAAUCUGUGGCUAAAGUUUCGUUGAAAAUAAAACGCGAAUCCAGCUGAUGUUUGCUAUUUUUUAUUCUUUUAUUGUUUUGGUCUCCUAUACAAGUUUUUAUGUCGGUUUCCUGGUGAUUUCGGGAUGCAGUCUAACUCUCCCAACGGCAGGACCGCUGAACUUGGACAAAUAUAUCAAAUUUAUAGCUGUUUGACGUCUGUUUUGUGGUUUUGUGUGGGUGAGACAAACUCGCAACCCAGGAAUAAUAUUGACAUUAAUCAUUUUCUGCAAAUCGUGACCGGGACAUCAUCGCGGCCUGGGUACACGUGAUAAUUGAGUCGUUAUACUGAGUCGUUUUCUUCUGCUUCUGAAACCGGGAAAGCAUACAUACAUUUAUCGCGGCUAAUAUACUCAGAACGCGUUGUGCUGACAGGUAGCUGCCGUAUAUAUUUUAGCAUUGUUACACGUUCGGGAGGAAUCCGAUACAGAUCGCUGGAUCUCGGGUUCUGCAAAACAAAGCAUACAAACAAAAAAACUGGCACGAAACCGACGCUAACUGUAAGGCUUGGAUUUCUUGCUAGGCUGAAAACAUGUUUUUUGUUUGAAAUUUGGUUGACGUCAGCCGGUUGUUGCAAAAUUGUUCAACAGAUAAAACAGUUCAGGUCCCCGGAAAACGGUGUGAUCAAAAAGCAAAAAAAAAAAAAUAUUGAAGACGCAAAACGAACAGACGUUUGACCGGUUUGUUUUCUCUUCCAAAUGAAGGAAGCAAAUCUGAAAUAAUCCAUCGAAAAUCCAUUCAUUAGUGGCCGUUUGGAAGAUAAGAGAUGAUAACGAAGGUAUCACGAGUGCGAGUUCCAGGUGCAUUUUUAAGCUGUGAGGUUUAAGGAGUUUUGAAAAUUUUUGCAAGAAGAAUUGUAACAUCAUCAUGAAACGCAACCACUUUUGAAACAAAGCUGCAGACAGUUUUGAUGACGCAAGCAACCUUUUCAUUCAUAGCUCUUCUUAGGUAUUGGUUUAAGCUUAAUAUAAACAUUUUGCAAUGAAGGUGUUCCUUAAAAUUCAAUCCAUUUUUCUAAACUGAUUUGUUCUUGGAGUUCAAAGUGUUGUGUAUCGUUGAAAUCAUCUUUACAAUGGAUGCUGGUUCCAAGAAAAAACUUAUUGAAACCAAUUUCAACAUAAAUUAUAAAUACAGUGUAAUUCCUAUAAGGAAAGCCAACUCACAAAUGUAUAAUUCUAACCAAGCAAACUCAGAGCAAUCUAAAAUAGGCUCUGGAACGGAAGACUUGGAAGCUGGGCAAACAUGCAGUUAUGUAUCAACUAGUUCAGUACAAAGCAUGGACGUUGCAGAGUACGAUAAAGUAGGGUCUGACUCACAUGUAAGUGCCAAUCUCCAACCUCUAAUCCAAUUUAAAGAUCAAGAAAUGGAAAAUAUUUCUGGAAACAAUAAUCAUCAGAAUCAAUCAUCAAUGAACGUGAGCAAUGGUUCUAACAAAACGAAUUGCGCCGAAAAAAAUUAUCCUAAGAGAGUAUUGGUACGUCAGACAAACAUGCGGGAAGAUAGAGUGCCCCAACAAGACGAAUCUAAUUUCAAUGACCAAUAAUAUCAAACUUAUCCAAGUGAACCUUCACCAUGCAAAAGGAGCCAGUGCUGUCCUUUGUCGGAGGUUCAUACAUGACCAACUAGACGUGGCCCUCGUUCAAGAACCAUGGGCAUACCACUAUAAAAUAAUGGGACUUCAAAACCGAAACUAAUUUAUCAACAGAGAUCUAGUUGCGAUUCAAAUGGAAAUCCCAACAACUAGGGGAAAAACUGAAAUCAUACUGGCUUCAGCUUACUUUCCCGGAAAUGAUGAGGAGAUUCCCCCGUCGGAAAUCGCAGCAUUCGUUACAUAUUGCAAAACCAACAAUAAACAAUUCCUGAUAGGUUGUGAUGCAAACGCGCAUCAUACUUUAUGGGGGAGUAAGGACAUCAACAAGAGGGAUCAAAUUGGCCUAUACACAUUUGGAUGAAUUUUGCAAACUGCCAGAUGACACCAAGGAAAUGUACCUGCGGAAGGACGGCAACCAUGGCUACAUCAAACCGGGUCAGGAACGUUUCGAUGGCGUCACAAAAGACUUCCGCCACACGUUCAACAUAUGUACCCUGAAGCCGGAAGCGCCGCUACCGGAGGAACCAAUUCCCGGGUUCCGGGAACACAUCUCCGAUCUGGCGCGAGAUUUUCAGCGUCUUUCGUCGCUAGUCCUGCAAGCCUUGGCCGUGGGUCUGGAUCAACCGCACAAAUACUUUCUCGAAAAGCAUACUCACAUUCUAGAUGGUGAAAGUGAAAACCAGUCGACAUUCCGAUUGCUGUACUAUCCGCCACUCAUCGAAGACGACGGAAAAAAUGAACUGCUCCGUGGAACGUGCAAGUACAGCCAGCAGCGUUGCGCCAAGGAUGAAAUCGACCUAUCGAUACCGGAGGACUAUAGAAAAAAGAUGGCCGAGGAACGGGAACAGCUGGAGGAGGAAGAACGGGUGGCCAAAUAUUCUCGUUGUGGGGCGCACUGUGAUUAUGGAACCUUCACCCUGCUGGCUCAGGACUCGGAGGGUGGCCUGGAGGUUAAGCUGCCCGGAACUGACAAAUGGAAGCGGGUUGGCCAUCUCCCUGGCGCGAUCCUGAUUAAUGCCGGUGAGCUUCUUGCCACCUGGACCUGUGAAAAAAUUGCUGCCUUGCCACACCGUGUAGUGAUUCCGGAGGAAGAAGCACUCAAAUCGCGAGGUCGACAUUCCAUGGCAUUUUUCGUGCAUCCUGAUAACUGCACCGAUAUUGAGCCAAUUGAGCUGCCGUCAUCUAGUUCCUCAAACUCUUUGGAAUCGAUGGACAAAAAACCAAAGAAUAGGAAAAAGUCCUUCAAAACCGCUAAGACAAAAAUCUACAAUGCCUAUCAGCAUGUGCAACGACGCUUUAAGGAAACAUACGCCUCAUAACAGAUUUCCCGAAAAAAAAUGUGUUAGCAAAUUAUCAUUCAAUAUACUCCUAGCAGUUUACGAGUUACUCAGCAAAAUUUUUCUUAAGAAGUUCAACAAACAAGCCAACUUAAAAUAAGCUAAAUACUACUUACUCAUAAAAAAAGGACGGCCUUUUCGACCGACAAGCAACCCUCGUCUUGUCUGUUUCUCGGUCCCGGUUCUGAAAGGUUGUGAAAAUGAAGCACCAUUUCCAGUCGAAGCUAGAAACGCCCACGCGCUCGGGGUUGAACCGAAUGUUGUUGCCCAUGGAGAAGGACUCCGCGGAUGGUUGCGGCAAAUGAGCUGCCGGUCAUUAAUCACCAGCGUCUGGUGGUCUGUAAACGAAUCCUUCAACGUCGCAAUUAUCUUUUUUUGUCAUCUCUGGAAAACAGUGGCAGUUUUCUUUUCGCUUCUCGUCGAGGAUAUCACAUGCGUAACAUCCGUCACGAAUCGUCGGCUCUGUUGUACUGAAUAGUGGAUAUUUAUUUUUUCUCGAGUUAUUUAUUGACGCCGUGUUUUGGGUCGGAAACAAUCAAUAGAAAAACUAAGGCUCCCUGAAGUCAAAUUUCAAUCCGUCUUAUAUGCUUAUUACGUUAAAAUACGAAAUAAACAGCCAUAUUGAAAACUUUUUCUUAAUUAAAUUUAGAAAGACUGUUUAGGCAAAAGAUUCCCCAAUGAUCGAUAAUAAACUGUUACCAGAUUUACAGAAAGUUAAAGAGAUAGAAUAACACACAAAAUUUCAGUUUGUCAACAAAGUAAAUCUUCUGUUUUCUCACACAGCGAAUAUGAUUUGUCUUCCGUUGCUAUCGGUUCGAAAGCAAUAUGUAGUGCUUGUUCGACACAAGUUAAAAUUUUUUGGCCUAGCCUAGUCUGGCUCAACGCAAUUUUUCAAAUGAAACUUAAAGCUAGAAAUGUAGUUUAAAUUUUCAUGGAAUAGAUUUUUUUUACCUAAUAA